AUGCAGAUCAGCGCCCAGCCCUUCAAAAGGAGUGCGGAGCGUCACAAUGCGCUCCUGUUGAUUGGAAACGUGAUCGGCAGCGGUGGCUCUGCUGUCGUCACAGAGUGUAGUGGCUGUUGUGAUGGUCCUGAUUGUGCUUUGUCUGAUGACAUGGUGGCUAAGAUCUACAAGGUUCGGUGUGCUGAUGAACCUCCAGAAGUCGCAUUGCAAGAGGCAAGAAUGCUCCAGGCUGUUGCAUCGGAACAUGUGGCAACAUAUCUUGGCCUUUACUACUUUGAUGCCAGCGAAGUCGCAGAACGAAUCCCCGCCAUUCAGUGCGUGCAGUCAACUCUGAAUGGACACUUUGGCAGCAGAGUGCAGUCGAGAAGCAGUAGGAGCAGGCACAGUAGCCGAAGCACUCGCGAGACAAAGCUGUCCACAGCAAGCGGUGACGGUCAGCGCUUGAAAUUAUGGGCAUUGCUUAUGGAACGCAUGGAUUACUCCUUGCACCAUUUGACAUGUUUUAGCUUCCUCGAGCCAGAGGCAGCGUUUGCAUGUCAAGCUCUCCUCCAGGGCCUCUCCCAUCUGCAUUCUCUUGGAAUCAUUCAUCGAGAUGUGAAACCAGCAAACAUUUUGAUUGCGAAUGGAGGCAGUCGGGUGGUCCUGAGUGACUUGGGCUUAGCCACAUGGAUUCCAGAAGGAUCGACUUCAGUGUCGAGAAAAGCAUGUGGAACGCGAGGCUUUCUGGCGCCUGAAUGCUUGUUGAGGGACGUAUGCAGCAAGGAGUCGGACAUGUUUGCUGUUGGGGCAGUCCUUUACCAACUUCUCUUCGGCACCUAUGCCUUUGUCAGGGCCAGUGUUGCUGAAACGGAAGCGGCAACGUUGCAGGGCAAAUUGCCUCUGGAGCCCUGCGGAGAAGCAGUGGGCAAAUCAGCUGCAAGUUGCGUGCUGGUGCGAAACCUCUUGGACUUUGACCCCACGUGUCGUCUCACAGCACAAGAAGCCUUGCGCAGUCCUUGGUUCCAAAAGCAAGAGUCGCUAGCAGCCCUGCAUAGCUUGAGGGAGGAGGAAAAGAGGAUCCAGGAUGAAACUGCCUUGGGUUUGUUCAUGGACGAGAACGCCACAACUCAGAGGCGCCCUCUCACAAAGGAGGUACGACUCAACAAGAAUCUCACUGAGCCAAAGGCAACCUGGGCAUCCCGGAUCUUGAAGGUAGCGAGGAGGAGUUUCGCGCGGAAUUUCCGAUCUAAAAAGGUGGCCCCCGAGCCGCUCGAGCCAGUGGAAUUUGACCAAAUUUGUGGUAGGUAG
This is a messenger RNA of Cladocopium goreaui, 1287 nucleotides long. The record is from the annotation of a GenBank genome assembly. NCBI's taxonomy places the organism in Eukaryota, Dinophyceae, Suessiales, Symbiodiniaceae.